Messenger RNA from Rotaria sordida, 369 nucleotides. The record is from the annotation of a GenBank genome assembly. Lineage: Eukaryota; Metazoa; Rotifera; Eurotatoria; Philodinida; Philodinidae.
AUGGUGAAGGUGAAAGGUAAAUGUGAUGCUGUCAUCGAUCUUAUUCUUAUAAUAGAUUCAUCUGGAAGUAUUUCUUUUGAUGAUUUUCAAAAAGCUGGUGUAGCUCUUAUUAAUUAUGCAUCAAAUGUAUCACUUUUUACUCAAAUUGGAGUAUUUGAAUUUGAUAAAACAGAAUUACUCACACAUAUUGCUGCACUUUCACAUAUUCGUACAAAUACAGCAACUGGUGAUACUUUAGCUUUAGCUAGAAAUAAUAAAGGUCGACUAGUAAUACCUGCUGCUCAACCAAUACGUAAUACAUCAAUUGAAGGUAAUCGUUUUGCCAUCAGUAUAGGGCGUUUCAUAAGUUUUGAGGCGCGACAAAAUUAG